GAGAUAGGGUGGCAACUCCAUUUUUGGGUGAGGAGAGGGCUGAGAAUAGGUUGAAGAAGCCAACGACCUUCUUGUGCAAGUUGAAAUUCUGGAAUGAACUUCCUGAUCCUAGUGCUCAACCGAAGCUGAUGCCUUUAAAGAGAGAGAAAGAUCGAUUUACUAAGUACACAAUCACAUCUUUGGAGAAAAUGUAUAAACCUCAACUAUAUGUUGAGCCAGAUCUUGGGAUACCUCUUGACCUUCUUGAUCUCAGUGUAUACAAUCCUCCUAGUGUUAGACAACUUCUUGCUCCUGAAGAUGAGGAAUUGUUGCAUGAUGAUGAGUCAGUCACCCCUGUAAAGAGAGACGGCAUAAAAAGAAAAGAAAGGCCAACAGAUAAAGGUGUUUCUUGGCUAGUUAAGACACACUAUAUAUCUCCUCUUAGCAUGGAGUCAGCUAAACUGUCUCUGACUAAAAAACAAGCUAAAGAAAUGAGAGAGAUGAAGGGAGGCUGCAAGCUUUUGGACAAUCUCAAUAAAAGGGAAAGACAAAUCCAGGAAAUUCCAGCAUCGUUUGCCUCAAACAAGUUACCCCAUGUGCAUGCAACUAAUAAAAACUUAAAGCCAGUCGAGAUUUUGCCUCUGCUACCUGAUUUUGAUCGGUAUGGAGAUAAAUUUGUCACAGUAGCAUUUGAUGGUCCUACAGCUGAUGCAGAAAAUUACAGCAAGUUCGAUCCAUCUGACCGUGAUGCCUAUGAAUCACGGGCUAUUAUGAAAGCUUGUGUGGCAUCAGGUUCAGAUCCGGCUAACCCAGAGAAGUUUUUGGCAUACACAGUACCUUCUCCAGAUGAGCUGUCAAAGGAUAUGUAUGAUGAAAAUGAGGAUAUCUUAUAUUCUUGGAUUCGUGAGUAUCAUUGGGAUAUACGGGGGGAUGAUGCCAAUGACCCUUCAACGUUCCUUGUUUCAUUUGAUGAAGCUGAAGCUCGCUAUUUGCCUCUUCCCACAAAGAUUAGUUUAAGAAAGAAGAGAGCCAGAGAGGGAAGAUCAGGUGACGAGAUUGAACAUUUUCCUAUCCCCUCAAACCUUAACCUUCUGGAUUGA
This is a messenger RNA of Populus euphratica (Euphrates poplar), 1079 nucleotides long. Its product is annotated as RNA polymerase II-associated factor 1 homolog. Lineage: Eukaryota; Viridiplantae; Streptophyta; Magnoliopsida; Malpighiales; Salicaceae. Gene Ontology annotation, biological process: transcription elongation by RNA polymerase II. Gene Ontology annotation, molecular function: RNA polymerase II complex binding; chromatin binding. The record is from RefSeq and is a predicted model, not a curated record. Gene Ontology annotation, cellular component: Cdc73/Paf1 complex.